GUUGUCAGUACAAAUUACAAAAUGAUAAUGGGUCGUUUUCCUCUCCAAAUGUUCUAAACAAUUCCUAUCCAGAUUUUCAAGUCUGCUCCUGGUCAGUAACAGUCAACGCAUCCUUGAGAAUUUUGAUGAAACUUCAAACCAUGAACAUUCCGAACUGUGAAGAAAAUUAUUUGGAUAUUUAUGAUGGAAGACAUGAUAACGCAUCAACGCUUUUAGCAAGAUUUUGUGGCAAAAAUGCAACUUCAGGAGCAAAAGUGACAUCGAAAAUGAAUAACUUAUACAUUGUUCUCAAAUCGGGUAACAACUAUGCAAGGAAUAGUGGAGAUUUGUCAAAAAGCUUGGGAUUUUAUGCAGAGUAUGAAGCUUUUGAACAAG
Paramuricea clavata is the source of this 375-nucleotide messenger RNA. NCBI's taxonomy places the organism in Eukaryota, Metazoa, Cnidaria, Anthozoa, Malacalcyonacea, Plexauridae. The record is from the annotation of a GenBank genome assembly.